CCACCAAAUAACGGUUGGAAGCGGCGAUGGCGCAACCUUCUUUUCUUCAUUCUCAUUCUCCCCCACCCCUUGUCUUCGUCUACAACAUCCCGAUUCCGCAUCCCUGAAAGCACAAUGGCCUCCAACGACACCACAAACGAGCACCCUGCAGUCACCCGCUUCCGCGAGUAUCUGCGCAUCAAGACCGUCCAGCCCAACCCCGACUAUGUAGGAAGCACCGCUUUCCUAAUCCGCGAGGCUGAGGAGAUUGGCAUUCCAUACAAAGUCGUCGAGUGCGUCAAGGGCAAGCCCACGGUGAUCAUGACCGUUGAGGGCACCGACCCCAGCCUGCCCUCGCUCCUGCUCAACAGCCAUACAGAUGUGGUGCCCGUCUUCCCUGAGAUGUGGACCCAGGACGCUUUUGCGGCCAACAAGGUGGACGGAUUCAUCUAUGCCCGUGGCGCCCAGGACAUGAAGUGUGUCGGCAUCAGCUACCUGGAAGUCAUCCGCCGCUACAGAGCUGCCGGAAAGAAGCCGCUUCGAACUAUCCACCUCACUUGGGUCCCAGAGGAGGAAGUCGGAGGCGUCGAGGGCAUGAAGCUGCUCGUUCAUCACGAAGAAUUCAAGAAGCUCAAUGUUGCCUUUGCCCUGGACGAGGGUAUUGCUUCGCCCAAGGAUGCACUCAAGGUCUUUUACGGCGAGCGCAUGCCCUGGUGGAUCAAGAUUACCGCCACUGGACCUACUGGUCACGGAUCACAGUUCAUUCAGGAGACCGCACCGAGCAAGCUACUCAAGGUUAUCGAGAAGUUUAUGAACCUGCGCAAUGAACAGGAGAAGCUGCUCGAGGUUGGAUUGCACCACAAUGGCACGCGUUACACCCUUGGAGACGUGACCACGAUCAACCUUACUUUCUUGCAGAGCGGCAUCCAGUACAAUGUUAUCCCCAUGGAGGCUACCUGCGGAUUCGAUAUCCGUGUUAGCCCCUUCUUCGACAUGAAGGAGUUUCAGGCCAAAAUCGAGGGAUUCGUCCACUCUCAGCCAGGCGUGACGAUGGGAUUUGUGAACGGACACUUUGACAACACACUCACCGCCAUUGAUGAGUCCAACAUUUGGUGGACCGUUUUCAGCGACGCCUGCAAGGGAAUGAACGUCGAGUACGAGACUGAGAUCUUCCCAGCGGCAACCGACUCGCGCUACCUCCGUGAAGUCGGUAUCCCAGCAUUGGGUGUCUCCUACCUUAAGAACACGCCCUUGCUGCUCCACGAUCACGACGAGCGCAUGCACGAGGAUAUUUUCUUGGAGGGCAUCGAUUUCUACGAGACUCUGAUUACCCGCCUGGCGGAUGUUACAGCUGCACAGGUCGAGGCUACCCGUAUCAAGUAAACCCAGGCCAUGCAACGAAAAACGUCGCUGUAGAUUAAAUGGCUCAGUGCCGCCCUAGAACAGAUUUUAAUUUCCGUUGGAGCAUUAAAAACGCACCAACUACGCGACGCCAUAGAAUUUUUUUGGUGAGCAUAAGCAAAUACAUGCAG
This is a messenger RNA of Gamsiella multidivaricata, 1511 nucleotides long. RefSeq lists its product as uncharacterized. The transcript has 7 exons. Gene Ontology annotation, cellular component: cytoplasm. The record is from RefSeq and is a predicted model, not a curated record. NCBI's taxonomy places the organism in Eukaryota, Fungi, Mortierellomycota, Mortierellomycetes, Mortierellales, Mortierellaceae. Gene Ontology annotation, molecular function: aminoacylase activity. Gene Ontology annotation, biological process: amino acid metabolic process. The coding region runs from base 115 to 1362 and encodes 415 amino acids.